Molecule: messenger RNA, 624 nt
Organism: Lachnellula hyalina
Lineage: Eukaryota; Fungi; Ascomycota; Leotiomycetes; Helotiales; Lachnaceae
Gene: PTH2
Product: Peptidyl-tRNA hydrolase
Exons: 2
Coding region: 1-624 (207 amino acids)
Cellular component (GO): mitochondrion; cytosol
Molecular function (GO): peptidyl-tRNA hydrolase activity
Source: RefSeq, a predicted model, not a curated record
AUGGCAGAUCGUACACCGCCAACCCCUGUGGCAAUGCUCAUAGGCACUGCCAUUAUCGCAGGAAUCAGCGGGUACAUGAUCGGAAUCGCAUCGUCUCUCGGCUUCUUGCCCAUACCAUUCGCGACUAAAACGGCCCCUACCCGCGGCAUUUCCAACUACGACGACGAGGAAGAAAGCGAAGAAGAGGAUAUCGACGAGUCCAUACUCGACCAUGCCCCCAAUUGGUCCAACGGGCUCGAUGCAGACAAGAGGGAUGGCCUCCGAGCUCCCUCACUCAAUGCAGCACGGAAGCAACAGGCAUUGUUGGAAGAAGACAGCAAAAUUGCAGCCCAGUGUUCGCACGCUACACUUGCCUGCUACAAGAACUUCCUCAAGAAUACCCCAAAAUCACCACUCCUCCGCCGUUGGGAAACACAAGGCCAAGCAAAAGUCGCUCUUCAAGUUAAGAGCGAAGAAGAGUUAGACGUAUUGCAAGCCACGGCCAUCAGUAUGGGCUUGGUUGCUGAGGUUAUUGCGGAUGCCGGUAGGACGCAGAUUGCCAGUGGCAGCCAUACUGUGUUAGGGAUUGGGCCUGCGCCAAAGAGCCUCAUUGAUAAAGUCACUGGGAAAUUAAAGCUACUCUAG